Acanthaster planci (crown-of-thorns starfish) is the source of this 3220-nucleotide messenger RNA. RefSeq names its product lectin BRA-3-like. NCBI's taxonomy places the organism in Eukaryota, Metazoa, Echinodermata, Asteroidea, Valvatida, Acanthasteridae. The record is from RefSeq and is a predicted model, not a curated record.
GCAAGCAGGCAAUGGGGGUUAGACUGAUCAGGUUAAUAGCACAAGACAAACCUAGGUGCAGUUCUACCACCCAUAUUCAGGAUGAAGGAGAGUGGACAUCAUUUACUGGAAUUAACAGAUGACGUUAGUUCCUUUAGAGAUUAGUCAAAUGUCUCAGGUUUUCUGCCUUUUUGGGAGGCACAAUGUGACACUUUGAAAAAUUCUAAUCUGAGCGAAUACAUUUGAAACUGGAGGUGAACAUUUUUUAAAUACCCUCCUUGAAACUCUACAAUGUUAACAUUCAAUUUAGAGAAUUUUUCCAGUUGAGAUAAAACUGGUACAGCAAUCACAAAAAAAUAAAAUAAUUAUGGAAAGAUGGCUGAAUGAUAAAAACAAUAAUUUUUUCAGCCAGUGUGUGUUUUUGCAAUAAUGUAACAGUAGUCCAAUGCUGCUUGCAUGAUAUAAGAGCAAUACACUAAGUGAUGCAUGCUUCAGGUAACAAAAUCCAGGCAAUCUUCAAAGAAUAUUUUGUGAUUCCGGUAACCAUGCAUCUUCCUUGCAACUACAGACAUGUUGUGACAAUAGAUUUCCCCAUACAUGCACACACACAUCUCACAUGCACACACACAUACAGUAGCUUGUCCUCUUCCUACAAAAUGUGUGGUGUUAUCAUUUAUUAACUACACAUAUUAUGGGAGUUAAUCAAUAACUACGCAAAAAAUCAAUCAUGAUGCCAUUGAUUCUUAUGUGUUUACGGUGUGUCUUACAAACAGGUGAUUACAGUCUGCAAAAAUGAGAAUUAACAAAAUUCUUCAGCCCAACAACCCCCCACCAAAAAAAAAAAUUCCUGGAUCCGCCCUUGAAUCCGAGGGCAAUCUAUUUAAGUGGUGGCACGUUGUAUUGUGAAACACUUGCAAUGAGGCCUUAUAUUCCAGUCAUCAUCGAUUUCCACGGCACAGCGUCAAAGUGGCAGAGGAAAGCCCAAGUUAGUUUCCUUCAGUGAAUGUAAAGAGAGCGCUGAGACUCAACGGUAGUUUAGCAAUUUGGCCAGUCUCACUGGAAAUGACAAAAUGGCUAAUGUCUGGAACAUUGUUUCUGUUGGCCUGUCCAUUAUUUCACUGUUUCUUCUUGGAAACUUCAAUGCAAUUUUGUCUACUACGGAAAGAGGCACACCCUGUCCAGCUGAUUGGAUGAACUGGGAAAGUUUCUGCUACUAUCAAAUGUCUGAAUGGAUGACGUGGUUUGCUGCGGACACAGCCUGCAAGGAACUCGGGGGGCUGAUCGUCGUUCCCCAAUCUCCAGAGGAAAACUCCUUCUUGAGGGGGUUUGGGAUCAAAUAUAUCUGGCUUGGCUGUUACGACUGGCAGGAGGAGGGGCAAUGGGUGUGCCUUGAAGGGUGCGGCUUCAUGGAGUGGGCCAAUCAGGGACCGGACAACUGGCAGGGCAACCAGCACUGUGCCACAAUGACGGGGGAUGUUCAACAUCUGUGGGAUGAUUGGUCCUGUGAAUUGCGUGCUGCCGUGAUCUGUAAGAAGCCCGCGACGGUGGAGGCCAAGAAAGAACAGCAGUGCACCGAUGGCACCUACUGUCUCGUAAUGGGCCAGGACGGCCUUCUGAUAUCCAACCACUGCCUCUUUGGCUUCACCCUGAGGGAGAUGACCACAACCAGCAUCAGUCAGUGCGGUCAAGAAUGCAUCAAGGACUCCUGUUGCCAUUCCUUCAACAUACACCGGAACCAGACGACCAAUCAGACGAUGUGCCACCUCAACUAUGCCAUCCGGGCACAGGUUAAUGAGGACAGAUUUAUCCAGUCUGACAACUGCAGGUACUUUGAAACUCUGUGUUAAGCAGCAUGGGCUGAUUAUAGAGCACACAUAGAGAAAGGCAUCUCUCUGAUGAACAUGGACAAGACUGUUUGGGGUUAAACUAAUCAACCAGAAGAUGAUUGAGAACUGUAAAACUUCAGCAUACUUGAGAAAUUGUAUCUCAUUGUGAGAAACAAGAUUAGUGCAACCUAUUCAGGGUAACUUUGAUGAAUUCUUCUCAGACACAAUUUUUUGCUCCAAUACACUUUACUUCAUGUAUGAAAAUUGUUUGAUAUCCCCUUUUGGUUAAAUGUAUUGAAAAGUGCUUUCCUGGACAACUAACAGUGUUCUUCCUGUAAUGUCAUUCAGGGAGGGCAUAGUUCAGUGCAUAGGUCUUUCUGUUCAAAUUGUGAACCCACAAUUUAUUUAAAGCAAACAGUUCAGAGAAAGGGUUCCUAAGUGGCUUACUGCUGUAGGCUUACAUGUCAAUGACACACCAAAGAAAACAAGGGCCAGCAAAACAUGACAAUCCAGCAGUUUUUUGUGCACAAACAAAUGUAACACUGCAGACUUCUUCCUGAGAUGACAUCACAGUUUUCCUCACAAAUAUGGACAUACUCAUUAGCAUUGAAACCAAACAGACAACAAAAGACCACUUGAAAUACUGAAACAAAAAUUUCAUGUGAGACACAAAGGUGCAUCUUCAAAGGUUUGUAGUUUAAAAAUGGCAUGGGAGAGACCCUUGAUUAUGCACCUGAUGAAACCCUGACAGUUGUUACGGGAACGAUAAGCAUAUAUAAAAUUGUUAUUUGCCAAGUGGGUUCAAUAGCCUACACUCGAGAGAAUUAUUCCAAAAUCUCCACUCAAAAUAUUACAACUCGCCAAUAAAAAUGAAGAGUUCUCAACAGUUGUGUUAGGAAAGUUGGUGCUAUAAGUUAUAGCACUUUUAGAAGUUAGUAGAUUAGCACGUUUCAAAAACUAAUUCAUAGUGUCACACAAAAUACAUGUAUAUAUAUAUAUAUGUAUAUAUAGGUUACAGAAAAAAAUCUGACAGUACAAAACAACAGACAACUCAAUUCAGAAAAUGGUCAAUUAAAUUAGACAAGAUUUCAACAGUAUCUGGCAAGGAUCAAGUAUGAGGUUUUAACUUUGAAAUAUAUUGACAAUUAAACAAAAUUCAUCCCCUUUUCUUUCAAGAAUUUUUUCUAUUUACCGUUAUGCUUAAUUUGUCUAACUUAUUAUUACAACCAAAAGAAAUUAAGAAAUUUUUUUUUAAAACAGAAAACACUGUAAAACGUGUCUCUCUAGCUCCAGCGUGGUUCAUUGCUUCACCAUUUUCGUCCACAACUGCAUCUACAGUGUAUGUGUAUAAUAUAAAAAGAGAUUAUGGAGUUACUGAUGACCUCAUACAGAACUGUGACAUCACACCCAUCUGU